GAGAGAGCACCCAGAAGUGUUCGUAUCUAGGCAACGAAUGCAAAUACUGGGCCAGGGAGUUGUUCAUCUAUCUGUAACAAGCUUCACUCAACUUUUCAUCGUUAUUACAGAUGAUACUCAAGAAUUAGGAAACAACCUUCAGCAUCUGGUUCAAAUGCCUCAGGUGUCAUCUGCAUGAUCUCAAAGACACGAUCGUCAAAAACUGAUGAAAACAUGAGCACCAAUGAAACCAAGAGAAGACACAGUCCUCCAGAGAAAAUGCAUGGCAGUAUCUACACUCAAGCACAACGUGGUGUAGAACCCGAUAGGAGAGCAGAUCAAUACAGCCAGCUGUUCCCAAGCAAACCUGUAAACCCAAGAAGACCCAACUACCCCAAGACACACAACUCACAUGAUCUGUUUGAUUUUGAGAAAAUAACUAUUACCAAGCAACAAAGAGGGCCUUUGUCUUCCCGAGAUCAUCAUUCAACAGGCAGAGAGACCUCUGGAUCCAGACAUCCGCAAAGAAAGGACACACUAAGACUGGCCAGGGGAGAACUGGAGAUGACCAGAAGAAUUCAAGAAGAACAGCUCAUGCUACAUGAUAAGCUGUGGAAGCUUGAGGCAAAAGUACGAGAAAAAAUACAUAGAGAUGUUAAAGAUGCUGCUCAUGACUACGACAGGGGUCAAGCAGAGAGGAGGGAAACUCAGAAACAAACCAGACUGCCUGAGCAACAGAGGAGAGAACCAGUGAGAACCAGAGGAAUGCAAGACAGAAGACAUGAAGAUGGUAAACAACAGAUAGAGAGGCAGGAUCAGAGGAUGGAGGACAGAAUGAGAUACACACAUGAAGAAAAAAAGACCACCUGGAAAGAAGAAAGAAGAGAAGUAGACUCUGAACAUCUGCAAAGAAAAGGGCGUCAAGGAACUCAAAUGAACAAAUCAAGGUUUGAAAAUGUGAAAGAGCACGCAAGAGGAAAAGGAGGGUAUGAAGCAGAUGAUGGCAUUUGUAAAAAAAGAGGAGAGAGGCCAACAGAGAAAGCAAAAGAAAGAGAGCAAAGCUCAACUUCUCUGGUUGAUAAAGGUCGGACAAGAGAGAGGAAAUACAGGGAGAUGUAUGAAUCAGACAAUAACCCUCAAGUAACUCAGAUGAGUCAACACAAAACUUCUCACCAAGCUGCCACACAGAACUACAGAGGCGCUGAGAGAAAGCAGCCGAAGGAGCCCCUGCAUCCACCAGAUUAUAGUUCCUCUCAUUCCAGGAGACAGGAACAAGAGCAGCUCAGCCGUAUGGACAGUGAGAACCCCAGCUUCCAGCUUCUUCCUUGCAAAGUCUGCAACCGAAAGUUUGCAAGCAAAAGAUUAGAGAAGCACGUCCUCAUCUGUGAGAAGGACAAACAUUCACAGCGUCAGGUCUACAACUCCUUCGCUCAUAGGGUCAAAGGAAGCAGCUUGGAGGAUUACCUGAAAACCCACUACAGAUCCAAAACUCCUGAGUUCGGAUCGUCUUUUAAGGGCCGUCCCAAACAGUUAAUGAAAAAGCUGUGAUGGGUUUGAAAGGCAUCAGGGAGAGUAAAAAGCAAAUAUGGUUUUUAUUGCAAGUGAGCUGACCCUGCUGAACUCUUGUUUUGUCUCGUCUCUGUCAUGUACCUUGUCUUCUUCAUAUAAAUGCAUUCCCUGUCUCGGA
This is a messenger RNA of Notolabrus celidotus (New Zealand spotty), 1666 nucleotides long. Its product is annotated as trichohyalin-like. The coding region runs from base 175 to 1527 and encodes 450 amino acids. Lineage: Eukaryota; Metazoa; Chordata; Actinopteri; Labriformes; Labridae. The transcript is spliced from 2 exons. The record is from RefSeq and is a predicted model, not a curated record.